AUGAAGUUCUUCUUCUUCUUCGAAGUCUUUUACUGUGCGGCUAUCAUCCCAAUUAAGAUGAGCAUCACAUUCAUGCUCAUCCGCAUCGCAUCACGAAAAGUUACCUACAUCUACGCCCUGUGGGUCGUUUCGGCCAUGUUCAUCGUCAUGAACCUGAUUGCGAUGCUGUACAUCAUUUUUCAGUGCACUCCGGUGUCGUGGGCUUGGGAUACUUCGACCCCUGGUGGGAAAUGUAACCCAGCGCAAACACUGGCGGACAUAUACUACGCGACGACUGCGGUCAACAUUGCGACGGAUUGGUUCUGCGCGCUCUUGCCCAUACCGCUGCUUUGGAAUGUACAGUUGAACCGUAAUGCUAAGCUUUCGGUCGGUGUCAUUCUCGGCCUCGGUGCCUUAGCGAGUCUUUCAGCCUGCAUCCGCCUGGUCUAUACUGUAAAUCUCACGAGCUCGACCGAUUACCUCCAUGGUGUAUCGAAGGUGAUCCUGUGGGGUUACGCCGAGAAUGGCGUCGGCAUGAUCGUAGGAUGCGUUGCCACACUUCGCCCUCUCCUCCAGCGCGUACUCAAACUCGGAAGCAGCGGCGGCACCAAUCCUCAACAUACACCUGCAGCAGGCUACGCGAAACGCCCGAUUAUAAAGAGCCGUUUGAGUGGAAGGGAUGAGGAGUGGGUAGCUCUCGAGGAUAAUCAGAUGGUGAACAUGGUGCAUGGGCAAGGCACUACUGGCAGUGAAGAAUACAUAUUGCCUAUGAAAGGAGGAGGUAUCCAAGUUACCAGAAGCGUGGAGCAACGAUCUAGCGCUAUGAAAGAAUAA
Alternaria arborescens is the source of this 813-nucleotide messenger RNA. RefSeq lists its product as hypothetical. The transcript is spliced from 3 exons. The coding region runs from base 1 to 813 and encodes 270 amino acids. NCBI's taxonomy places the organism in Eukaryota, Fungi, Ascomycota, Dothideomycetes, Pleosporales, Pleosporaceae. The record is from RefSeq and is a predicted model, not a curated record.